Messenger RNA from Triplophysa rosa, 3763 nucleotides. Its product is annotated as neuroblast differentiation-associated protein AHNAK. Gene Ontology annotation, cellular component: cytoplasm; nucleus; costamere. Gene Ontology annotation, biological process: regulation of RNA splicing. The coding region runs from base 178 to 3252 and encodes 1024 amino acids. The transcript has 5 exons. NCBI's taxonomy places the organism in Eukaryota, Metazoa, Chordata, Actinopteri, Cypriniformes, Nemacheilidae. The record is from RefSeq and is a predicted model, not a curated record.
UGGCUCUUCGUGCAUUUUUCUGACAGAAACCUCAUGACAGCGAGCAUGCAUGACACAGUCACAUUCAUUUGGAAUUAAGAGGUGUCAACACCAGCAGCCGUGGAUGCACUCACAUGAACAACAACAGAUCAUCCGAGAACUGGUUUUCAUGACAUUUCCAGUACUUAAAGUAAAAAAAUGAUGAAUGAUAAAAGUCAGAUUUUGGAUGACAUGCAGGAAGGAGGCGUUGUCGUCACAGGCAUUAGAAAUCCAGCGAUUAAUCUGAGAGAAGGUCACCAGCUUGUUGCUGCCACCGUUCAUCUUGAUCAUCUCAGUAAAGAUGAAGUACUGAACCUGAUCAAAAUCAUUGAGCCUUAUGACAAGAACCUUGAACUUAAGACUGCAGCAGAUCUGAAAGCAGGACUGUCUCUUGCCGAUCUUCGAUUGAACAGUGAACUUCCACAGGCAGGACUUCAAGCACCAGGUGUUCACGUCAAAGGACUCAAUGGAGGAAUAAAUGCCCCGAACCUCAAAGGUGGAAUCACAGCCCCCACAGUAAACGGAGAAAUGCCAAAUAUUGAGCUAAAUAAAUCCACACCCAAUUUCAGUACUCCAAAGUUCCAAAUGCCAACCUUUGACUUCUCUGGUCCAAAGCUCAAAGGUUCAGGUCUAGAUGGCACAAUAGAAGCACCUGAUGUCAAUUUCUCCACUCCUAAACUAAACACCCCAGAUGUUUCUGUCAAUGUGGACAAACCUGAAUUCAAUGCCAAAACCCCCAAAUUUAAGAAGCCCAACUUCAAUCUACAUACCAAAAAACCAAAGGUGGGCGGUGAUGUGAAUUUAACCACCCCAGACCUGAGUGCUGACCUAAAAACCCCUGAUCUGAGUCUGUCAUCCCCAAAGAUUAAUGGAGAACUCGACUCCCCUGAUAUAGAUCUGACCCUGCCCAAGACUAACCUCAGUGGACCAGGUCUGGACAUGGAAACACCAAAAGCCAACAUUGAAGCUCCCUCUGGCAAGUUCAAAUUCACUAAAAUUAAGAAAAACAAAACAGCAAAAGUCAAAGUACCAGAUGUGAAUGUUGAUGCAGAUAUCGAUACACCAAAUCUCGCUCUUUCUGCCCCAAAGGUGAAGGCAGAUGUCAGAGCGCCAAAUGUUGACAUUGAUCUGCCAAAAGCCAAUCUUGACUCUCCCGGUGUAGAUAUUAAAUCUCCUAAAAUUGAUUUAGAUCCUCCAUCUAGCAAAAUAAAGUGGCCAACAUUUAAGAAAUCCACGUUUGGGCAUAAAGUUAAAGGACCAGAGGUUGACUUAGAUGCAAACGUCUCAACACCUGAUCUGAGUCUUUCAGCACCCAAGAUUAAAGGAGGAAUCAGUGCCCCAGAUGCAGAUGUGACUUUCCCAAGAGCUGACAUAAAGACCCCUAAUGUUGAUUUAAAAGCACCCGAUGUGGACAUUCAUGCUUCAUCUGGAAAGCCCAAAUUCCAUACUCUUAAAUUUCCAAAGUUUGGCAAAUCAAAGGUGAAGGGUCCAGGUCUAGAUGCAAGCCUACAGACACCAGACUUGGACUUAUCGGCUCCUGAUGUAGACAUGAAAGUGCCAAAAGCUAAACUAGACCGUCCGAAUCUAGAUGUCAAGGCACCAAACCUUAACCUUUCUGCACCAAAAAUCAAGAGUGAUAUUACCACACCAGGCCUGGACAUUAAAACUCCAAACCUUGAUGUGGAUGCUCCAGAUGUUGAUAUAGAAGCUCCGUCUGCAAAGUUGAAGAAACCUAACUUUAAGAUGCCUAAAAUAAACCUCUCCGGGCCAAAAGUGAAAGGGCCAGAUUCAGGAGGACUCAAGGGACCUGAUCUAGAUGUGAAAGCACCUGAUCUCAGCCUUUCCACACCAAAGGUUAAAGGUGACAUAUCUUCUCCAUCCUUAGACGUUGAUUUGCCAAAAGCUGACUUAAAAGCUCCAUGUGCAAACAUUGGUGGAAGUCUAAAAUCACCAGAUGUCAAUCUCUUCGCCCCAAACGUAGACCUAAACUUGCCUAAAGCAGAGCUGGAAGGACCUGAUGCAGGCCUGAAAGUCCCAGAUGUCGACAUCAAUGCCCCUUCUGGAAAAUUUAAGAUGCCAUAUUUUAAGAUGCCAAAACUGAAUCUAUCUGGACCCAAAGUAAAAGGCCCUGGGCUGGAUGCUAAUGCAGAUUUGGAUGUCUCCAUUCCCAAACUCGAAGGACAAUUAAACUCACCUGGUGUUGACCUGAAACUACCCAAAGCUGAUGUCAGUGUGCCUGACAUAAACGCAUCUUUACCACAAGCUGACGCAAGUAUUCCUGAUCUAGACAUCAAGUCCCCAGACAUACAGUCUCCGUCUGGCAAGCUUAAACUGAUCACCUUUAAGAAACCGAGCGUAAAGGCCACAGGCAUUGACCUAAAUGCAGAAGCUCCUGAUCUCAACCUCUCCGCUCCCACUAUUGACGCAGAUGUAAAAGUUCCAGAUGCUGAUGUAAAGCUUCCCACAGCAGACUUUGACAUUAACACUCCCAAAGGAAAGCUGAAACUCCCAACAAUCAAAAAUUUUAACUUAUCAGGCCCAAAAGUCAAAUCUCCUGAUGUUGACCUUUCUGCUGACGUAAGUGGACCAGAUCUAAACUUAUCAGCACCUACGGUUGGCACUCCUGAUGUUGACAUGAAUCUACCCAACGCUGGGGUUGAUAUUCCAGGUGUCAAUGCUGAUUUCGACAGUUCCAAACGUAGGGUCAAAUGGCCCUUCAAAUGGCGCAAAUCCUUAGAAUCCAAAAAUGGCGAGAUAAACAUUGACGCACCAGAAAUCGAUGGUCCCACUGCAGAAAUUAAACUUCCAAAAAAUAUGCCCAUGUUCAAGACCCACAGGCUACCCAACAGCAGCAUUGACAGCUUGUUGCAAGAACGCACCGGAGCGAUUGACCUCAACAGUGAGCCUUCCAAAGAACUAACUGACGCCAUGGCCUCUCUCAAGACAAAUUUGAGGUCUUCAUCAACGUCUGCUGGGGUUAAUGGAAAGACAGCUGCUGUAGACAUCCGAGAAAGGCUGAGGUUGGCUAAUGCACGUCCCGUAAGCUCUGAUUUUGACAUAAGCCUAUCUUCAGAACCAGGCAGCCCUAUAAAAGUGAAUAGAGGAACUUUUAAAGUCGCAAAGCCUGAUGCUGAAAAGGACUAUCCGGUGGUGGAGUCUACUAGCAAGGAAGAUGAUGAAAAUGCCAAGCUUAGUCUAGGCUUGAACAAUAUGCUUGGUUUGUCAACGGAUUAAAGUUGAUAUAAGUCUUAACACUGGUAUUAACCACAUUAUCCACCCCACUUUGAUAUAGUUAAUGCAUAAGUAAAAAAAACCUCUCCAGCUGUUUACUAAAGAAUGGGUGGAUGAUGAUGAUGAUUGGGUAAUGUGGAGGAAUGCAUUGAUGGUACAGCAUUAGUGAAUCUAAAAGAGAUGUAAUUAUUUUUGUAUGAGUGCAGGUAUAUUGAUAAUUGUAUAAAGUUCUCUUCAAAUGUAUUGAUUGUUUUACCUUAUUAAAAUGAAGGAAAAUAUGCCAUGCCUAUAAUUCUGAUUAUAUUUCUACUGUUUUACAUGUAUUAAUCUAAUAUAUAGUCUUUUGUUUACACUACAUUCCUAUUUUAUAUAUACAUUAACAUAUAUAUUCAUCAGUAUUGAGAAUGGGACAUCCACUUUUGAUACAUAAACAUCACAUUUAUGUCUAAUGAAGCCUGUGCCCUCUGAUAUAAUUUUGCAUAGGCACUAUUUCAUUUGAAUAAAGCUAGUAAUG